This is a messenger RNA of Entrophospora candida, 906 nucleotides long. NCBI's taxonomy places the organism in Eukaryota, Fungi, Glomeromycota, Glomeromycetes, Entrophosporales, Entrophosporaceae. The record is from the annotation of a GenBank genome assembly.
AUGGCUGUUAAAAAUGACAAUGCUGGUAAUGCAUUUAAACAAGCUUGUGGAUAUUAUUGGAGAUUUAUCCAAAGCUUAGAAGAAGCAUCUCACCUUAGGAUUGCUGGUGCUUUUUAUAAUGGAAAUUAUUUAAUUGAAGGCCUAACAGAAAUUUCACUAGACUGCUUUGAAUAUACUGAACCAAAGAGAACACAAAUAAUUGGAAGGAUAUUGCUUGCUCUUAAAAAAGCUGUUCAGUUGUUAAAAGAAUACUAUGCUUCUCCCACUCAGGCAGUACCAUUGAAAUUUCCUUAUAUUAUUUCAUUUAAGUUGCUUGAUGGUGAAUGUGAAAUGUCAUUUAAAUAUGAAGAAAAGUUAACUGGAGGUAAAUUUGUAUAUGUUGUUGAAACAAUGAAUAAUGAUUGCAGUGAUAUCCCAAAAUUGUUAGUUGUAAAAUUUGUUACAAGCUAUGGGUUGGAUGUGCAUAAAUUUUGUGCAGAUAAAGGUAUUGCUCCAAAGGUCUAUGGGUAUGAGAACAUUAACUGUGAUUGGAAAAUGGUGACAAUGGAAUAUCUUUCAGACUACAAAUCAUUGACAGAUCCUCCACUUGAAACAAAUCAAAAGGUGAAGCUUCAGAAGAAAAUCAAGGAUGCAGUUCAGGAGAUGCACAGUGAAGGAUUGGUUCAUGAUGAUUUACGGGAGUGUAAUAUUCUUUAUAAGGAGGAAGAGGAAAAAAAUGAAGAUGGUAACAUACAAGUAAAAAUUAUAGAUUUUGAUUGGGGAGGAAAAAAAGAAGCAGCGAGGUACCCACCAUGUCUUAAUCCUGAUAUUUCAUGGCCUUUUGGUGUUAAAAUCAACCAACCAAUCAAGCAAAUGCAUGAUAGUGAUCUCCUUGAGUUGACAAUUGAAAAGUAUUUGAAAGCAUGA